Puccinia graminis f. sp. tritici CRL 75-36-700-3 is the source of this 1347-nucleotide messenger RNA. RefSeq lists its product as uncharacterized. The record is from RefSeq and is a predicted model, not a curated record. The coding region runs from base 1 to 1347 and encodes 448 amino acids. NCBI's taxonomy places the organism in Eukaryota, Fungi, Basidiomycota, Pucciniomycetes, Pucciniales, Pucciniaceae. The transcript has 2 exons.
AUGUCCAGAACCCGAAUGGCCCUCGCUCCUGACCCAAUGGAUAAUUCUGGAUACAUCGGCCGAUUUGAGGCUGCCACAGGGGCCGAAUUUCCCUCCCAUCGAGCGAAGCGAGUUCGAUAUGAGGAUCCCGUGUUUUUUCCGUCAGAUGGCCCAACGACGACAGCCAUCCACCUUCAACAACCAGACUCAGAGUGGACGCCGGUGAAUAGACAAGAGCAGGACCAAACGCUCUCCCAUGGUAUUACGCGCCGUUCAUCACCACCAGGUGAAACCAGUGGUCGCCCGAAGCGAGCUCGUGAUGAAUCGCAAGAAAUCGGCCCAUCCGUUGUCGGGAAACAAGAUAAACUCAGUCGUCCUUUCGGAAGCUUCUCGGAACAAGCGUUUGAGAAGAUCUUGAAGGCUCACAACUCCCGAAGCUUUCCGUAUUUAAAAUUAGCUGACAUUAGUCCCGCGUCGGUGCAAUUGGAUAGUUCCAUCAGACUUGGCCAACCAAUCAUGGGUGAUUAUUCUCAAGAAAUCAAUGCGUACACGGGCAGGUAUGAGGUUUUGAUCGAAGACAUAUUGGAAACGGCGCACAAGCUCCCAAACGCGUAUGUAGGAAGAAAGACACGGGGAUGGCCUGCCACGGUAGUCCGACCUCGCCACGCAGAGAUUGAAGGAGAAAUCAUAUUAGUACUCCCUACGAAAGAUGGUGAUUGGCGUGAUGCGAAAAGUCUGGUAAAACAAUUUAAAAGCCUCCAUAGAUGGAUUGUCUACGUUCAUCAUCUGUUGCUGAAGAAUAAUAAUAAUCCAACGAGCAGCUCUCUGCAGGCAUCUUAUCAUCAAGAGAUGUUACUCUGGCUCUUUGGUGAAGUUUUUAACCCAAAGGUAGGACUUCCUGUCAUCGGCAGAUUGGAUCAAGCUUCCUCUAACAGGCAAGUAUUUGGGCCCCCCCAACGUUGGAUCAUGGAGUUCUUGGUAGAUAAGAAGACUGCCUGUACAGUAUCUUUGGCUCUUUUAGGGAUCUGGUACUUGAACGCGAAGUCUGAAGAAUGGCAGAAAGAAUUCAGGACCGAUGAAAAUUUUUGGUCACGGAUGACCACGUUAAUCAACAACGAUGCCAAAGCAGGAACGGAAGCUACUGGAAUUCAUCUGCGCCUCAAGAAAAGAAAAAAAUAUGAAGUCAAGAGAAACAGUAAUAACAUGGUUGAGCCCCAACCAAGAAAGACCAUUGCUCAGAUAGAUAAUUUUCGGCUUCUGACACCCGUGCAACCAGACAGUAAAGAUACACAAGUCGGAUUAGACAAGAAAUCUUCUGAAUUACCUGGAAAAGUUCUCAAGAUCCGCAUUCUUAGCAUUGAAUACUAG